AUGGCUGGUUAUGGAGUCACUGGACAACUCUUGAAAUGGUUCCGCUCAUACUUGGAUAACCGGGAACUUAUUGUAAAGUUUCAACAAUCAUGUCUAAACCCUUCACUGCAACAUCUGGCGUCCCUCAAGGCUUACACAUGGGUCCAUUUCUGUUCUCAUUAUAUCAAAUGUAUUACAAUCACCUUUAGCCAUAGCAAGAGACCUAUUAUCUUCAACUAUACCAUCAAUGGCAGUGAUAUUCCUAGGAGGACCUCAGUUCGUGACCUCGGGGCAUAUAACUACCUCGGGGUGGUGUUCUCAUCAAACCUCACAUUUCUUGACCAUAUGGAGUUGGUUUGUGGCAAGGCAUCAAGGGCACUGGGCUUUAUUAUUCGAACCUUUAGACAUGGUCUCAGCAUCACAGCUCUGAGGUAUCUCUUCAUCUGCCUAGUUUGCUCAGUACUUGAAUAUUGCAGCAUUGUGUGGGCUCCCUAUGCACUUGGACAAAUCGACCACCUACAGAAAAUCCAAAGAAGGUUUCUUCGAGUUGUUGGACUCAAGAUGGGUUAUAACUACGCAACAAUUCCCAUCAGCGACAUCGAAAUUCAAUUGGGACUACAAUCUCUACAUUUGAGAAGAGAAUUAGCUGAUGUUUCUUUUCUCGUAAAUCUUUUAAAUGAUGAUGUUGUAUGCCCUGAGCUACUUGGUCAGAUCAACUUUCGAGUUCCGGGAGGAACUCGCUCAAGGAACCUCUUCGCUAUUCAAGCCUAUGCCAACAACUAUGAGCACAACAGUGUGAUCCCCCAUCUCCAUAGGAUUGGGAACCUCCUGUCUCCUCACAUCGACCUUUGGAACACCUCAGUUGUGACCGCCAAAAAAAUCUACAUAAAUCUGAAAGGACACCAUCGUUAA
Molecule: messenger RNA, 891 nt
Organism: Macrosteles quadrilineatus (aster leafhopper)
Lineage: Eukaryota; Metazoa; Arthropoda; Insecta; Hemiptera; Cicadellidae
Exons: 2
Coding region: 1-891 (296 amino acids)
Source: RefSeq, a predicted model, not a curated record